AUCCUCCACCUCCGGUACGUAUGAUUUUUUGAUACUCGUAGGAGGGAUUGGAAAGCGUAUUUGUAAUCACAGGGUUAAUGCAAACUGAGCAGGAUUGAGGAGUCGAGAAAGAUCGCGAUGAUAAGUAAAUUACAAUCAAAUAAGACAAUUAUGUUUUAGUAGAACAAUACGUGUUUCAUUUUUUGAAAAAUGUUGGCGUCUAUCAUCAUCAACACAUGGCAUUGUUUUUUUUUUUAAUACACGUAAAGGGUUACUUACUAAAUUUAGGAAGGGAACAAUCACCUUAGGAAAUCGAUCAUUUGAAGAUUUCUCAGGAAAUAUAAAAUCGUACUUAAAGUUAGUACUUAAAAUCGAUAGUUAAAACUAGAAUGUAUGAAACGUUAAAUCACGAAUAAAUCAUGAAUAUUUUUCCAAUCAGCCUGCUGGUAUGGUUUUACAAUUAUCCAAUUUUUUUUUGGAAGUCCAGAGAAACUUUACUCUAGAAGUGGGCUCACAUGGAAUGAUGGAAACUUGGACUAAAUUAACGGAACCAAAACUAGAAAAAAGGGGCCGUUAACCCCUGACUCUUAACUAGUAUACGAUACGCGAAGCCCAAAGAUUCUUUCUUCCCAGAAGUUUGGGUAAUGUCAGCCCAACUCUGCCAUGCACUAAGGGCCAGUCACUUAGUCGUCCACCAGUACUGUCCAUCAGUCAGACAGUCUUUUUGUGAUGCAUUUUCAGGAUUUUCACCGAAGUACCCAUCUUUGCUGUAAAAAAUUCUCAAAAAUCAAUACAAUAAUGUUUUAAGAAGUUCUCAAAUUACACAUGUUUUGAGAAGAUUGCUUCAAACUAAAGUAAUUUGUAUAUUGAUCGAUUGAGAUAUUAAAAAUCCGUGAUCUACACCCACAUUUAUUUUGAGAUCUAAACAAUCUGGCACAGAUCGCUUGAAACUUCAGUAAUUUGUGGCAAAUCGUUUCAGAACUCAACCAUCACUAAGUUAUCUACGGAAAAAUCAAUCGAAUUUAACUUUGUGCUUUUUUAACUGAACUGAUUUUUUUUUAUAAUUUUUCGAGAUCUUUGCAAAUGCAAACAAUAAAAAAUGGCAUGUUCAACUUUUAUCUCCAAAAAAUGUCAUUUGUUUCCUCAAAUUAGACAUUUGUUUUAAUUUUACAAAACUUUUUGAGAUCUUCGCAACCACAAAAGUCACUGGCCUUAUACUACAGUGUUUUUUACAUAGCCAAAAGUUAUAAAAAUUUAUCAAAAUACAAUAGUCCCUAUAAAUCUAUGCAAUAUAAAAAAUUUGUGAUGAUUGAAUGUGAGAGCAUAAAGUUAUAACUUAACAUUCGAACUUAUGUGAAAUCAUAAAAUGGCUUAUUUGAGGUAACAAAUGACCUUAUUUGGAGAUGAAAGUUGAGCAAACCACAUUCGAUUAUUUGUAGUUGUGGAAAUCUAUUUUUUUUUUGCAAAAUAAAAAAGUUCACGUUGAACAGAUGAUCGAAUACAAAGUUACUGUUGUUGAUUUUUUACCGUAUGUAACACAUUGACCACUGAGGUAUGAAGCUAUCUAUCCCAGAUUGCUUAGGUCUUAAGCGAUUUGUGACCAAAGCUAUAUGUCUCAAAACAUGGGUAGUUUGGGAAUUUCUUAGAAAACUAUUGUAUUUUAAUUUUUUUUAUAACAAUGUGUGUACUUCGAGAAAAAAUCCGUCCUUUACAAGACCAACAAUUAAUAUUUGAAGUAUCAAUACCACGCUAAAUUUCUAAAAUUGUCUUGUUUCUUUUCAAGAAGAACGGGCUAACUCGAUCUUGUGAAUAAAGUGACGAGAUCCUCUAGAUAUCGACUUUAGCUCAACAGGUUCAUAUGAAGUUAUGAACUAGAACGAGCUAAACUAAUUCUCUCACUCGAUGCGGUUGAUUGAAGUUCUAAUUUUUUUUUCGAUAUUGAGAUUAAAUGUAAACGAAUUUGCUGUUCCAAUUCCAGCGAGAGUUCACACCAGUUGCAAAUUUCUCUGCGAUAAUAAAAAAGAAUGCAUAUGAAAUAAAAAAACUGCUCGUGAGACUUUGUUACAAAAGGUAGUACGAAAUUUUACUGACCAGCAUGAGACGUGUUUAAAGUGUUAUUCAUGACAAUAUACUUAUUCUAGGACGUAAAAUUGUGAGAAAAACGGUUAAUGAUUUUUUCAAAGACGUAAAUUGUAACACCUUAAAAAUUAUCAGAUCGGCAAAAAAACACAAGAGAAAAUCAUGGAUUAUAAAAGAACCAUUCAACUUUAAACCGGCAACAAAAUAUCAUACGAAUCAAAGUACAAAACAAAAAACAGGUAGCACUUGCCACUAAGAAAGGAAGUCGAGGUUUAAAACGUGCUAAAGGCAGGCAGGUGAGGCCAGACAAGGUUGGUGGGAAUUUGCCAAUCAUCCCUUCAAUUAGGGGUGGAAAUUGGGGUGGGUGUGAUUACCCGCCUCACAUUUUGCGGGUAACCACAUCCACAAAUAUAGAAUUAUGCUACCCACAACCCGUCUCGCAGUGGGUAGUGGUUAACUACUACUCGCUGCGGGUUGGUUGUGGAUAUUCACAAAAAAAUUUAGAUUAAAAAUAAUAAUAUGGUAAUUAAAUAGUGAGGUUGUUUUCUUCUCACAAAAAAACAAAAAACAUACAUAAAAGAAAGUUAAUAAAGUGUAAAAUAAAUUAUAAAUCUCGAAUACAGUAGGCUAGUUAGUCUAAAUUCAAAAGAGAUGGAUUUGAAAAGAGAUUUGAAGAUAACGAAGAGGCGGAGUGAUAUGUUACCCGACUAACAUCGUUGCAUGUCACGACUCCUCCGAUGACAACAACAGCAAUACACAAAAGUGGCUCGAUAAGUGGAGGCAUCCGCUUUUAAUGAAUCGAUUAUUCUUCACUCUCGAUUAAUCGAUUAUAGUCUUGUAUUGUUGGUAGUUGGUUGCAUGUUGUGUUGUUCGUGAGUUCGUGGAGAAAUGGAGAUGAGUUUGGGUAUCAGACUAACCUUUAUCGAUUAUUCUCCUCUUUUAACGAAUCGAUUAAUUUAUCUGACUAUUUCUAUGGACUUGGUUUUGUUAUAAAAGAAACAUAUACCACAGGGGCAAUGCUUAUUUAAUAAAAGUAUCUCACAUGAACAUUAUGUAAUGACUUGGUUUUGUUUUAUAGAAUAAAUGCAUAUUUGAUUUUGGUAGCUACUUUAAUUCUUAGUCUUCCGAGUUUAACAAACUAAUAUAACUAAUGUGGUUAAGGAGACCAAUACCAAUUUUCUGAAAUGCUACCGAAUUCUCUGAGCGCACUCCCUUCUCCCUCUCAUCCGACGGCGACUCUAGAAUUAUCAGGACGACCACCGGAUAUCCCCUCGACUGCAACAGGGGGCAAGAUUGAUGUUGCUAUCAGCUCUAAUCCAGGAUCUCUUAAUUUCAAGGCAGCUCUUGCAGGAACCAGUCAAGAAACCUUAAGGAAAGCUCCUCAAUGGACCUUCGUAGGAGAAGGAGACAUAGAGACAGGCUUAUUUCAGGGGGAACCAGAACUGAGGCUAUCAGGAAAGUUCAAAGAGAAACUAUGCCAACCCUGGAAGAAAACUCUUAUCGUGCGAUUGCUUGGCCGCUCCAUCACCUACUCAUAUCUAUGCUCCCAGCUACGAUGGAAAUGGAGACCGGUAGGAUCUCUGGAAAUUUUGGAUCUGAACAACGAUACAUUCUUAGCAACCUUCGGCGACGAUCAAGACUACUUGAGGGCUCUCACGGGUGGGCCAUGGGUCAUUCUCGACCACUACUUGGUGGUUCACCAAUGGUCGCCCUCAUUUCGUACUUCAGAUAAACCACAUAAAUCAGUGGUUGCUUGGGUUCAGUUCCCGGAGUUGCCGGUUCAUUACUAUCAUAGAGAGGUUCUAUUUGCUAUUGGAAAUCUGGUGGGACGUACUGUUAAGCUCGACUACCACACCGAGAACCUAGAAAGGGGUAAAUUUGCUCGCAUAGUUAUUGAUCUGGACAUGACCAAGCCACUUCCUACUCGGGUCCGGCUUGACGGUGUAUGGCAACAGGUGCUGUAUGAGAACAUACCGACCAUAUGCUAUGAAUGCGGGAGAAUUGGUCAUACAGAGAGAGACUGCCCCACGAAGAGACCACCACUUCUCCUGGCUCCGGCGACUCAAGGUGAACAAACGGUUAGCUCGUCGGCGGCCGAGACAUCGGAAACACCAGCAGGCUAUGGGCCAUGGAUGCAGGUCGUCCGCAAAACCCGUCGCCAAAACGGGAAACCCACAGCUACAUCAGCAUCAAAUCCGGGUACAAAUAAAGGAAAGAAACAAGAAUUACCCAAAGAUAGCAACCCCGUGAAAGGAAAGAGUAAUGUCGAGCAAUCUAUCACCGUCGGGGAAAUCAAAGGAAAGCACGAACAGCAGAAAGGGGCUAAACAUAGCAAGCAGGGAAAUCAAAAGGGGAAAGAGGUGGAUUCUAAGCAGUCUGGAGACGUUAAAGCAACGACUACUUCAAGAGUGUGGCGUCCCGUUGGGCUUAAUACGAAAGAAGCUUCAUCCAGCAAAGGGCCCAUGGAAUCCAGUCCAGAAGAAGCCCAACCACCCACUCAACAGCCCGCUCUGCAACCACAAGUUAUUGCUGGCCCAAACAAGACCAAAAUUCAGAUUCUGAAUGUACCUGAUCUGCAAUUUCAACAGAAAGAAAAUAGAGACCCUAAUCAGAGAGAUUCCUCUGUUCGACAUCAUUACAAGAGGAAGACAGCGGAUCAAGCACCUCACCCCAAAGGAGUUAACCUCAAAGCAACUAAGAAGACACUUCAGAUUCGCAGCCCCGGAAAGAAGGAACGCCAGUUGAAGCAGACUCCAACCUCUUUACCUAUCUCUUUGCAGGCGAUUGAAGAGUUCUGCGUUAUAGCUCAAAAGAAGAGCGAGCACACUAGUUGCCUUCCCACGAAGAUAGCUGAGGAUGAAGCAAUGGUCGAGUCCGCGGAAGUUGAAGCUGCUAACACGCCGCCCCGCGACAAGGACCCAGAAGCAACGGCGCCUAUUACAAUCGAGCAGCCGCGCUCUAUCUGAUCCUUACCCCUCUCCUUCUUCUUUCAGUUUUUUAUUUUAAUGAUUUAUCAGACUAACUUCAAAAUCUUGUCUUGGAACGUUUGUGGUGCAGGGGGAAAAAAAUUCAUUCGAGCUA
Linum trigynum is the source of this 5139-nucleotide messenger RNA. NCBI's taxonomy places the organism in Eukaryota, Viridiplantae, Streptophyta, Magnoliopsida, Malpighiales, Linaceae. The record is from the annotation of a GenBank genome assembly.